Messenger RNA from Dictyostelium discoideum AX4, 909 nucleotides. It is a transcript of the gene syn5, whose product is annotated as t-SNARE family protein. Lineage: Eukaryota; Evosea; Eumycetozoa; Dictyosteliales; Dictyosteliaceae. The transcript is spliced from 4 exons. The record is from RefSeq and is a predicted model, not a curated record. The coding region runs from base 1 to 909 and encodes 302 amino acids. Gene Ontology annotation, cellular component: membrane. Gene Ontology annotation, biological process: vesicle-mediated transport.
AUGGUGUUUAAAGAUAGAACAUCAGAAUUUGGUAAUUUAGCAGAAACUUUAAGAAGGAAACAAGAACAAAAUGGAACAAUAUCACAUAAAGGGAAAAAACAACAUUCUCAAAAAUCACAAUUCUCAUAUGCAGCAGCGGAAAUAAGUAAAGGUGUUUUUGAAACCUCUGAGAAAUUAAUAAAAUUAACAAAUAUGGCAAAAAAUACAAAAUUAUUUAUGGAUUCAUCAGCACAAAUUGAAGAAUUAACAUUUAUUAUAAAACAAGAUAUUCAAAAAUUAAAUAAAGAUUUAUCAUCACUUGAUCAAUAUGUAAAAUCAUCAAGACAACCAAACAAACAAACUGGUGAUCAUUCAGAGACUAUAGUUGGAUUUUUAAAUUUAAAAUUAUCAAAUGCGACAAAAGAUUUUAAAGAUAUUUUAGAAGUUAGAACAGAGAGUUUAAAACAACAACAAGAGAAAAAAGAUAGUUUUUCAGGUUAUUCAAAUACAUUUUCAUCACCACCAGGUUCAUCACACGAACAUCCAUCAGGAAAUAAUAAUUCAGCAUUAUAUAAAUAUGAAAUGGAGGAUGAUGAUAAUUCAAAUGAACAUUCAAUUUUAAUGCCACAAGAAUUAAUGAUGCAUACAACAGAUUAUUCAUCAAGUCGUUUAAGAGCAGCAGAGAAUAUAUCAUCGACCAUUAAUCAAUUAGAAGGUAUUUUCACACAAUUAGCAAAUUUGGUAUCGAUGCAAGGUGAAGUCAUUGAAAGAAUUGAUUCAAAUAUGGAUGAUUCUUUAGCAAACAUUUCAAGAGGUCACGAUUCUUUAAUUCAAACACUUUUAAAUGUAUCUUCAAAUAGAAGUUUAAUUUUAAAAAUAUUUUUAGUUUUAAUUGUAUUUAUUGUAAUAUUUGUUGUUUUCUUUGCUUAA